This is a messenger RNA of Peronospora farinosa, 1908 nucleotides long. The record is from the annotation of a GenBank genome assembly. Lineage: Eukaryota; Oomycota; Peronosporomycetes; Peronosporales; Peronosporaceae.
AUGAGCACUUCCAAGAGAUUAGAGUCUGCUCGUCAAGUGAAACGUUUGGCUAAGGAGUGUAAAGCUGAGACACAUGUCACUAGCGACGAGGAAGUCGACGAGAACGAGCAGCUGGAGAAGAAGCGGACUGCUAAUGUGGGCUUUGCAUUUCUAGUCGACUCUGAUUCAGAUAAGAGUGACGGCAAUAGCGACAGCGAGAUCGAUCAAGAUGAAGCGGAGGAUCAAGUAGAAAAAGAUGUGGAGAAACCGGUAGUGGUGGCUCCCGAGCCCAUCAAGGGGAAGAAGAAAAAAUCUAAGAAAAAAGGCAAGAAAAAAGGUCGAGCAGAGAGUGAAGAGGACGAGAUGAAGGAGUCGGUGGACGACAUUUUGGACACGUUGGCGACAAAGGGUAGCAAUUUGAGUGUUGAUAACGUCAUGUCCGUUCGCAAUGAGCAGAAGCAGUCGCUUCUUGGCGUGCAACUUAAAUUUGCGAACGCAGACAAAGAGAUGAAGAGAAUUUUUGGGGUGAGGGAAAGCAGUCAUGGCAGCAACAGAAAACGUGGUGACCUUCGUGCUAGAGUGACAACGAAGAAGGUGAUGUUAGUAUCACCCUUGGAAGAAUGGCCUCGUCCACCUACGUUUGUUGGUGGUGGCAUCCGCUGGACACGAUCCAACAAGCCCAAGGGUGCUGGCUGGAACAGCUUAUGUAAUUACUUUGAGAUCACGUGGUCAAUGGCGUACAAGAAGUCGCAAGAAGAAUUUGAACUUCUUCAGCGAACGCACGACCCGAACCUCAUUGCUCAAUUCUUGCAGCGCUACCCAUACCAUAUUGAUGCGUUGCUCACGAUGAGCGAAUUCUUCCAGCACCAUGGUCAAAUGGACCAUGCAAUUGACUGCAUUAAGAGAUGCAUGUACGUGUUGGAGCUUGCUUGGGCUGACCAGUUUGAUGUCUCGAAGGGAAAUUGUCGCAUGGACAUUCAAACGGAGCACAAUUCGGGCUUCUACAGAGCCUUGUUUCUGCUGAUGAAGCAAGUUGGACGACGAGGAUGCAUGCGGAGUGCCUUCGAGACAUCUAAACUACUGCUUAGUCUGGACCCUCAAGGAGACCCUAUGAACGUGCUUUUGGCGAUCGACUACUACGCACUGACGUCGCGUCAAUGCCAAUUCCUCGUCGACUUGUUUAGUUCAAAGACUCCUGUAGUAGAUCGAGUUGCAACCAAUGACACGGAUUCAAAGAAGAAGGGUGGCAAGAAAGCUUCUCGAGAUGCGUCUGAUGACAUUACAGUGUUGCCAAAUCUCCAAUUCUCGCUUGCUCUCGCCCAUUUCUUCUUAGGCAACGAAACGGAGGCCAAGGAUCAGCUGGCCGCAGCGUUGCUCAAGUUCCCAACAAUACUGAAGCCGCUUUUAGAGAAAAUCGCUGCCCAUUCGUCCUCAGCUUCGUGGCAGCCGAUUUUAGCAAGUCGCGUGUUUGCCAAUGCUCGAAGUGUUGAUGGAGAGCUCAGCGUACUCCAGCACUUGCUGGACAUCUACGUGACGAGAAACCACUCUCUUUGGAAGGUGAAUGACGUGCAGGCGUUCCUCCUUCGCAGCGCGCAGCAUGCUCUUGCCACUCCGACACUAGUGUCUGCAAACCCUCAGGUGUUGGAGCUGCCUACGUGUGUGGACAAGUACCUUUGUGCUGUCACUGCAGACUACUCGGACGAUAUCACCACGUUGCCUGCAGACCACCCAAUGUUACAGCCACCGCAGAUGCAAAACGGCCAGCCAGUGGAUCCCGAGGCUUUCAAUGCGCUUGCACGUGCGCAGGAGGAGUUUGAGGAAGGUCAUUUACCGGCCGACACCAACCCGCUGCUACUAUUUCUGCAGACGUUGCUGCCUUGGAACCACGUCCAAGGUGCAGGUCGGCAGCAACAGCCACCACCGCAGUAA